CCCCCCUUUCUCUUUGCAACCCAAUCUUUCUGGAGGACCCAGUCCCGCUCCUAAUCACUCAGGAAUGCUUUGUGUCUGCUUGCUUUCGCUUUAGGCUCCGUCGGGAAGGAGGAGGGGGGAAAAAAAAUGGUGCAUGAUUCAAACCAGCAGAGAGGCGAUUUUUUGCUGCAGUCCUGGAGUGAAAAGUUUCGAUGCGGGAGACGAUCGCUCGGGCUGGGCUCCCCCCUCUAAGCCCUCGGAUCUAAACACGGCUUCUUUCCCCCCUCUCGUAGGAAGGGGAAGACUCUUGUGCUGGGAGCCAUGAGCUUGGAUUGGUUUUAUUGAAGUCUGCCAAGUUGCACCCGGGAGCCUGAAGAUCCCUGUUGCCUGGACACUUCUCCGCUUUGGGGGAAGCAGAGGAGGGAGCCAUGGCGUCCGGCUUCUCUAAUGGACCCUGCAUGCAGAACGAAGCCGAGGUGGUUCACCUCUGCCGGAGCUUGGAAGUUGGCACUGUGAUGACUUUGUUUUACUCGAAAAAAUCCCAGAGGCCAGAGAGGAAAACUUUCCAGGUGAAGCUAGAAACCAGACAGAUCACCUGGAGCAGAGGCUCGGAGAAGAUAGAAGGAGCAAUUGAUAUCCGUGAAAUCAAAGAGAUUCGUCCAGGAAAGAAUUCCCGAGACUUUGACCGAUACCAGGAGGAUCCCUGCUUCCGGCCAGACCAGUCUCACUGCUUCGUCGUCCUCUAUGGAAUGGAAUUCAGGCUGAAAACUCUCAGCCUGCAAGCCACAUCUGAAGAUGAAGUAAACAUGUGGAUCAAAGGGUUAACCUGGCUUGUGGCAGAUACUCUGAAGGCCACCACUCCCCUGCAGAUUGAGAGGUGGCUUCGGAAGCAGUUUUACUCGCUGGAUCGCAACCGAGAAGACAGGAUUUCAGCCAAGGAUUUGAAAAACAUGCUCUCUCAAGUCAACUACCGGGUCCCAAACAUGCGGUUCUUGCGGGAGAGGUUAACGGAUGUGGAACAGAGGAAUGGGGAUAUAACAUACGGCCAGUUUGCUCAGCUUUACCGAAGCCUGAUGUUCAAUGCCCAGAAAACGAUGGACCUCCCAUUUCUGGAAAGAAGUGGGGAAAGAGCUGAACACUACCGGGUGUCCUUGCUGGAUUUCCAGAAAUUCUUACUGGACUAUCAGAUGGAGCUCUGGGCUACAGACCUAAACCUGGUGCAGGAGUUCAUGUUUAGCUUUCUGAGAGAUCCACUGAGGGAGAUUGAAGAGCCAUAUUUCUCCUUAGAUGAGUUUCUCACCUUCCUAUUUUCCAAAGAGAACAGCAUCUGGAACUCGCAGCUGGAUGCAGUGUGUCUAGAGAACAUGAAUAACCCCCUCUCCCAUUACUGGAUAUCCUCCUCACAUAACACGUACCUGACGGGAGACCAGUUCUCGAGUGAGUCUUCUUUAGAAGCAUACGCUCGCUGCCUGCGCAUGGGCUGCCGCUGCAUUGAGUUGGAUUGCUGGGAUGGCCCAGAUGGGAUGCCAGUGAUUUAUCAUGGACACACCUUAACCACCAAAAUCAAAUUCUCUGAUGUCUUGGUCACCAUCAAGGAGCAUGCCUUUGUGACCUCUGAUUAUCCUGUCAUCCUGUCCAUUGAAGAUCAUUGCAGCAUUGCCCAACAGAGGAACAUGGCUCAGAAUUUUAAGAAAGUCUUUGGGGACAUGCUCUUGACCAAACCAGUAGAUAUUUCUGCUGAUGGGCUCCCAUCUCCAAACCAGCUUAAGAGGAAGAUUCUCAUUAAGCACAAGAAGCUGGCGGAGGGCAGUGCUUAUGAGGAGCUGCCAACAUCCAUAAUGUAUUCAGAGAAUGAUAUCAGCAACUCGAUAAAGAACGGGAUCCUUUACCUGGAAGAUCCCAUCAACCAUGAGUGGAACCCACAUUACUUUGUCCUGACCAGCAACAAGAUCUAUUACUCUGGGGAGACCACGAAUGACCAAGGAAAUGAGGAUGAGGAGGAACAAAAGGAGGUGAGCAACAGCACUGAACUUCACUCCACGGAGAAAUGGUUUCACGGCAAGCUGGGGGCUGGGCGUGAUGGGCGCCACAUAGCAGAGAGGCUGCUGACAGAAUACUGCAUAGAGACAGGAGCCCCUGAUGGGUCUUUCCUGGUGCGAGAGAGUGAGACAUUUGUGGGAGACUACACCCUCUCUUUCUGGCGCAACGGGAAGGUGCAGCAUUGCCGCAUUCACUCCCGCCAGGAUGCCGGCAGCCCUAAGUUCUUCCUGACUGACAACCUGGUGUUUGAUAGUCUGUACGACCUCAUCACCCACUACCAGCAAGUGCCACUGCGGUGCAACGAGUUCGAGAUGAGACUGACGGAGCCUGUGCCACAAACAAACGCCCAUGAGAGCAAAGAGUGGUACCAUGCCAAUCUCACCCGGGCCCAGGCAGAGCACAUGCUGAUGAGGGUGCCACGAGAUGGAGCCUUCUUGGUGCGCAAGAGGAGUGAACCCAAUUCCUACGCUAUCUCCUUCCGGGCGGAAGGGAAAAUCAAGCACUGCCGAGUGCAGCAAGAGGGCCAGACUGUGCUGCUGGGAAACUCAGAGUUUGAUAGCCUGGUGGACCUGAUCAGCUACUAUGAGAAGCACCCGCUCUACCGCAAAAUGAAGCUGAGGUACCCGAUCAACGAGGAGACCCUGGAGAAGAUCGGGACAGCAGAGCCAGACUAUGGAGCCCUUUAUGAAGGGCGCCACCCGGGAUUCUACGUGGAGGCCAAUCCCAUGCCAACGUUCAAGUGUGCUGUCAAAGCCCUGUUUGACUACAAGGCACAGCGAGACGACGAGCUCACCUUCACAAAGAAUGCCAUCAUCCAGAACGUGGAGAAACAGGAAGGAGGCUGGUGGAGAGGGGAUUAUGGAGGCAAGAAGCAGCUGUGGUUUCCUUCCAACUACGUGGAGGAAAUAGUCAGUCCCACGGGUCUGGAGCCUGAAAGGGAGCAGCUAGAUGAGAACAGUCCCCUGGGAGACCUGCUUGGAGGUGUCCUUGAUGUACCGUCCUGUCAGAUAGCCAUCCGCCCUGAGGGGAAGAACAAUCGGAUGUUCGUCUUCUCCAUCAGCAUGGCCUCGGUGUUGCGCUGGUCCCUGGACGUGGCAGCUGACACGCACGAGGAACUGCUGGACUGGGUGAAGAAGAUCCGAGAGGCAGCCCAGACCGCUGAUGCCAGGCUCUCGGAAGGGAAGAUGAUGGAAAGGAGGAAGAAGAUUGCCCUGGAGCUGUCAGAGCUUGUCGUCUAUUGCCGGCCUGUGCCCUUUGAUGAAGAGAAGAUUGGCACAGAAAGGGCCUGUUACAGGGACAUGUCCUCCUUCCCCGAGACCAAGGCAGAGAAGUAUGUCAACAAGAUCAAAGGCAAGAAGUUCCUACAGUACAACCGACUGCAGCUCUCCCGCAUCUACCCCAAGGGCCAGCGCCUUGACUCCUCCAACUAUGACCCCUUGCCCAUGUGGAUCUGCGGCAGUCAGCUGGUGGCACUCAACUUCCAGACCCCAGACAAGCCCAUGCAGAUGAACCAGGCUCUGUUCAUGUCCAGUGGCCAAUGUGGGUACGUGUUGCAGCCGCCUAACAUGAGGGACGAUCUCUUUGACCCCUUUGACAAAAGCACACUGCGCGGGGUGGAGCUGAUCUCAGUCUCCAUUGAGGUCCUUGGUGCACGACAUCUUCCCAAAAACGGGCGGGGGAUUGUUUGCCCCUUUGUGGAGAUUGAGGUUUCUGGAGCAGAGUAUGACAAUGUGAAACAGAAGACUGAGAUUGUGGCGGAUAAUGGCCUGAACCCAGUCUGGACCCAGAAGCUGUUCAACUUCCAGAUCAGCAACCCUGAAUUUGCCUUCCUGCGCUUUGUAGUGUAUGAGGAGGACAUGUUCAGUGAUGAGAACUUCUUGGCUCAGGCUACUUUCCUAGUGAAAGGCCUGAAGACAGGGUACAGAGCUGUGCCUCUGAAGAAUAACUACAGCGAGAGCCUGGAGCUAGCUUCUCUACUUGUUAAAAUAGAGAUUUUCCCUGGCAAGCAGGAGAAUGGUGAAAUUAACCCCUUUGGUGCUUCAGUGCUUCGGGAACGAUCAGGAGACUCUUCAAGCCAGCUCUUAGCACAGCGUGCCCGGGAAGGGUCUUUUGAUUCCCGUUACCAACAGCCAUUUGAGGACUUCCGGGUGUCACAGGAGCAGCUGACGGACCAUUUUGACAGCCGGGACCGAAGGGUACUGCGAAGAACCAGGGUGAAUGGGGAUAACCGGCUCUAGCCCAACUUCGCCUGCCGAAAAGCACCUCCAGUGCUUGUGAUUAUCACGGAACGCUGUGAACUGGUUUCUAUGGAAACGGCACUGCUUUGGCCUACUUUCAGGCAGCUUUUCCAGUUUCUCUGCUGAAGUGUGUUCAAGUGGAGAAAUAAAAAACAAAACAAAAAACACCCACCCACCAACCUUCCCCCACCAAGCUCUUAAUGAAAUGUAUUACUGUGUAUAGCCUGUCAGCCACCAAGGUGGGAGACGCAACUGUCUGCAGUCAAACCCUCCCUCCCUCCAACCCCCUUUGACCUCCUUUUAAGUGAGAAAUCCCGAUCCCAGCUCCGCUCAGAAGAGCGGCUGCGGGGAGCCGUUUACAGAAUGAACUUGCUGUAAGCGUUUUCCACUACCUUCGUGACCAGCCUGCGGGGGGGCGUAUGUCAGUCUUGUUGGCGAUGCAUCAAAGUACCUGUAUAGCCAACUGCCGUCUGGGUACCGUAGUAAAACUCAAAGUUUACAAGGCUUCUCUAAGCUUUGAAAAUGACAAUAAAA
Molecule: messenger RNA, 4790 nt
Organism: Alligator sinensis (Chinese alligator)
Lineage: Eukaryota; Metazoa; Chordata; Crocodylia; Alligatoridae
Gene: PLCG1
Product: phospholipase C gamma 1
Exons: 32
Coding region: 408-4256 (1282 amino acids)
Biological process (GO): positive regulation of epithelial cell migration; phospholipid catabolic process; phosphatidylinositol-mediated signaling
Molecular function (GO): calcium ion binding; phosphatidylinositol-4,5-bisphosphate phospholipase C activity; protein binding
Source: RefSeq, a predicted model, not a curated record